Messenger RNA from Dibothriocephalus latus, 249 nucleotides. The record is from the annotation of a GenBank genome assembly. Lineage: Eukaryota; Metazoa; Platyhelminthes; Cestoda; Diphyllobothriidea; Diphyllobothriidae.
AUGGAAGAGGAAAACGCGGAUGAAGUCGGUUCUGAGGAAUUCAUACUCACGGCCAAACAGCACCUCACUCACUGCGAUAACAAGUCUGACGCGUUUGGCUUCAACCAGGAGGUCUUGAUUUGGAAGAUUGCAGCUGAGGGAGGGCUAACACUCGGUGCCUAUUUCGAACAAGGGCUGGUCUACAAUGUUAUCGGGAUGAUAUCUUGCACUCUGCGAGAUCGGAGCUCCUGCGCGUGUGGUAUGCGGUAG